CCCAGUACUUCUAGACAGCAGAAGCAGCUUCAAGGACAGUAUGGAGUUACUUCUCCAGUUAGCUUGGCUCUUCCUAAUGAGAUAGACCACAUUCAUACUCAGAAGCUAAUUGAAGCAAUGAAGCCAUUUGGAGUGUUUGAAGACAAGGAAGAACUUUAUCACAGGGCUGCUGUUCUUGGUAAACUGAAUAACUUGGUCAAAGAAUGGAUUUCAGAACUUGCUGAGAGCAAGAAACUUCCCCCUUCAUUAAUAGAAAAUGUUGGUGGUAAAAUAUUUACCUUUGGUUCCUACAGACUUGGAGUACACACUAAAGGUGCUGACAUAGAUGCCCUCUGUGUUGCUCCCAGUCAUGUGGAAAGAUCGGAUUUUUUUCAGUCAUUCUUUGAAAAACUAAAAAAUCAAGAGGAAGUAAAAAAUCUAAGAGCCAUUGAGGAUGCAUAUGUACCAGUUAUCAAACUUGAGUUUGAUGGCACUGAGAUUGAUCUCGUGUUUGCAAAGCUAUCUACGCCAACUGUUUCUGAUGACCUUGAUCUCAGAGAUGACUCAUGCCUGAAAAGCCUGGAUAUAAGAUGCAUACGGAGCUUAAAUGGCAGCAGAGUUACUGAUGAAAUACUACGCCUGGUGCCAAAUAUAGAGAACUUCCGCCUCGCUCUCCGUGCAAUUAAGCUGUGGGCAAAACGACGUGGUGUUUAUUCCAACAUCAUGGGAUUUCUUGGUGGAGUUUCCUGGUGUAUGCUAGUAGCAAGAAUAUGUCAACUCUAUCCAAACGCUGUGGCUUCUACUCUUGUCCAGAAAUUCUUCUUGGUUUUUUCAGGAUGGGAUUGGCCAAAGCCUGUAUUGCUGAAAAAAUCUGAAGAGAGCUCUCUUAACUUACCCGUAUGGGACCCUAGGGUAAACCUAUCAGACCGGCACCAUGUGAUGCCCAUCAUCACACCAGCCUAUCCCCAGCAGAACUCCACAUACAAUGUCUCUACAUCAACACGAGCAGUAAUGGUAGAGGAAUUCCAACGUGGGCUUGAAGUCAUAGAUGAGAUUCUCAAAGGAAAAUCAGACUGGUCAAAGCUCUUUGAACCACUCGACUUCUUUCAGAAGUACAAACAUUAUGUUGUGUUAAUUGCCAGUGCCUCUACAAAAGAGCAUCACUUAAACUGGAUUGGCCUCGUUGAGUCUAAAAUCCGUGUGCUGGUUGGGAACUUGGAAAGGAAUGAAUUUGUAACUAUUGCACAUGUACAACCGCAGUCUUUCCCUGGCAAUGAAGAUCUCUGUAAACAGAGUGGCUAUGUGUCAAUGUGGUUUCUUGGACUUGUAUUUAAGAAAGUGGAAAGUGCAGAAAAGACUAACAUUGAUCUAACAUAUGGGGUACAGUCAUUCACGGAUACAGUUUACAGGCAGGCUAUUGCCCUCAACAUUCUGAAGGAAGGGAUGAAGCUUGAUGCAACAUAUGUGAAGAGAAAGCAUCUCCGUUAUUUUUUGCCAGCAGAAACCUUGCAGAAAAGGAGGAAGCGAAGAGCGACAGAUAUUAGUCAAAAUACUACUGGACUUCAGUGCAAAAGGUCAUCUUCAGGUGAAAGCUGUUCGGACAGUUCCAAAGACAGAGAUUCCAGGACACCGUGUGAUUCCUCUUCCAUAAAUAAAAUACGUAAAUUGGACACCUCUACAGCAGAGACAGAAAGCAAUGUUGAACGUCAGAGUUGUACUGGUGUUAACAGUGUAGCUGAGCCAUCAAUGUCUAAAGAACUCUGCAUUUCUAGGACUGAUCCAAAAAUGGAGGCCACAGUUGCACUAAGAACAGCAGGAUCUCCAAUUGGGUGCACCGUUCCAGGAUAUAAUACAGUUUCUCAACUCAGAGCAUGUUUUGUCCAAGGACAGUGUAAAAUAAGUCGGACUCUAAUCACAGAUCCUAAGAGUGCUUCACCUAAAGAAUGUUAUUCAUCAGCCUCUAAAGUAUCUCGUCUGCUUCCGUCGGGAGAAUGCCCUGCAAAAGCCAUAGAUGGAGAAAAGGGUGUCCUUGGUGGAAAAUACAUGCAGAUUCCAGUGAUCGCACCAAGAUCUCAGAAGCUUUCCAGUGAAGAACUACCAGAUUCUUCAUCACCUAUUCCAACAAAUAGUAUUCGUAUUGUUAAAAGAUCCAUCAAACUAACCCUUAACAGGUAA
This is a messenger RNA of Acanthisitta chloris (rifleman), 2154 nucleotides long. It is a transcript of the gene PAPOLG, whose product is annotated as poly(A) polymerase gamma. The transcript has 20 exons. Gene Ontology annotation, cellular component: nucleus. The annotation marks the transcript as partial. Gene Ontology annotation, molecular function: RNA binding; poly(A) RNA polymerase activity. The record is from RefSeq and is a predicted model, not a curated record. NCBI's taxonomy places the organism in Eukaryota, Metazoa, Chordata, Aves, Passeriformes, Acanthisittidae.